AUGCCUAGCAGACAUCAGGAAGAAUCAGCGAAAGUUCAACGCGAAACUAAUGGUAUCAGGGCUAAGGAUCAGAGGGAAAGGAAACUGGCCCCAUCUCAAAAGUCUCCGUUCGUGGGAAACGUUACGGUUAAGGAGCUCAUACGUAACAAGAAGCAGCGCUUAGCGGUCUACAAUCCGUAUCUGCCCGAAGACAAGAAUGUUCGGAAGGAACUAACGGCGUUCCUGAAGUCUACAGCUGGGUAUCCAAAGCUUGACAAGGAUAAGUUUCCCGUGUGGUAUUGGUGGUGGGAACUCAUUACGCAGCCGCAAUGGCUAUCGGACUCGCACAUGGACGCGGUCAUCAAUCUGCUGCGGCUCAGAAUGAAAGAACAACCGCACAGCUUUAGAAGUGACAGGCUUUGUCUCAUCGAUAGUGGUCUUAGUCUGUUUUGGACGGCAAAGUAUGACGAUUUCAAGAAGUCUGAGCCUAAUGUCUUUGGACUUGGGAAGUACCUCCCACCUGACUCACUUGACUACUUCCAAGGCACGAAACCAGAAUUCUGCCAGACGAAUAAACGAUGGUGCAGGGACAUUGACGACCUAUAUCUCCCGUUUAACAUUGGGAAGAACCACUGGGUUGCUCUAUUCAUCUCCUUACCGAAGAGGCACAUCACGAUCUGGGAUAGUUAUCCCUGCCGUAUGGACGAUGAAGAACUGGCGACGGAGGUGGAACCCGUGGCUGUGAUGAUGGCGUACAUGUUACGCGAGAUGGCACUGGUGGAAGAACGUGACAACUAUCCGUUCGAUAAAUUUACUCACGAACGUAUUGCUGGUGUGCCGGAGCAAAAGGGUCCCGGGGAUUGCGGUGUCUACUGUCUGAAAUACAUCGAGUGUCACGCAACUGGAAACGCUUUUUCAGCCUCUUCACUGUGCAACAAGAACAUCAAGGCAAUUCGGAGUAGGUAUGCUUGUGACAUUUUCAAGGAGACCGAUUGCAAGGGACCGAGGAUCCGUGACUGGGACGGUCUUGAUCCUUUCGACGGGAGAUGCUGA
Microthlaspi erraticum is the source of this 1032-nucleotide messenger RNA. NCBI's taxonomy places the organism in Eukaryota, Viridiplantae, Streptophyta, Magnoliopsida, Brassicales, Brassicaceae. The record is from the annotation of a GenBank genome assembly.